AUGCCGCUACGCCGCAGCUCGGCUGCGCUGGCGGCGCUGCUCGCGGUCUCGGUGCUGCUGGGCUCGUCCCCGUGCACGACAGUCGCCGACGACCACAAGCCCAUCGUGGCGCGCGUCAGCAAGGACGCCACCACCUCCCUCUACACCAUCGCCAACAAGGUCGGCGGGGUGCCGCUGCUCCUCGACCUCGCCGGCCCGCUGCUCUGGCUCGCAAACUGCCCCUCCCCUCACCGCACAUUCCCGUGCGACAUCGGCGUCUGCAAGGUCGCCAACUGGAACCACCCGCCCAACUGCCCCUACACGCCCACCACCGAAUGUAGCAAGGGGGCAGCCUGCACCGCCUACACGUACAAUCCGGUCAACGGGCGCUGCGCCCAUGACGACGCCACCACCAUCACGCUCGCCGCCAACACCACGGACGGCAAGAACCCGCUCUUCCCGGUGUCGUUCCGCGCCGUCGGGUCGUGCGCGCCGGGGGAGCUCCUGGCGUCGCUCCCAGCGGGAGCAGCCGGCGUCGCGGGGUUCUCGCGGCUUCCGCUGUCGCUGCCGUGGCAGGUCGGGUACAGGCUCGGCGUGCCGAAACAGUUCGCGCUCUGCCUCCCCAGAGGUAGCGGCAGCGACGGCGUGGCCGUCUUCGGCGGCGGCCCAUUCCAGCUCCUCGCGGCGCCACCUGUCGAGCUCGCCGCCGGCAUCCUCCAGAACCAGCUCCCGCUCCUCAGGAACCCCAAGAUCAACAACGGCGCCUACUACUUCCAGAUCACCGGCAUCUCCGUGAACGAGCAGAAGGUGCCCACACCGCCGGGAGCCUUCGACAUCGACUCCCACGCCGGCACGGGCGGCGCCGUCUUCAGCACCGUCACGCCCUACACCGCGCUGCGCCCGGACAUCUACCGCCCGCUCCACGACGCGUUCGACGCGGCCACGAGCGGCAUCGCCCGCGCUCCGCCAAUGGCGCCGUUCGACAUGUGCUACCAGGCGUCCGCGCUCGGGGUCACCCGGCUCGGCUACGCCGUGGCCAACAUCGACCUCAUGCUGGACGGAGGCCGGAACUGGACCCUUUUCGGAGGCAGCUCGCUGGUGCAGGUGAAUGACCACACGGUCUGCUUCGCGAUCGUGGAGAUGGAACCUUCCAUGCCGGCGGCGGCCAACUCGCCGGCGGUCAUCAUUGGGGGUUUCCAGAUGGAAGGACACCUGCUGAUGUUCGAUCUGGAGAAGGGUACGUUCGGGUUUAGUGGCCCGCUCUCCGGAAUCCGCACUGGAUGCAGCAACUUCAACUUCACCAUGGGAACAGGGGCGGGCCCAGCUCAAUGCAAGGGUAUUCAAGUGAAUACCCAUUAA
This is a messenger RNA of Lolium rigidum, 1338 nucleotides long. Its product is annotated as chitinase CLP-like. The record is from RefSeq and is a predicted model, not a curated record. Lineage: Eukaryota; Viridiplantae; Streptophyta; Magnoliopsida; Poales; Poaceae. The transcript has a single exon. Gene Ontology annotation, biological process: proteolysis. Bases 1 to 1338 code for a protein of 445 amino acids. Gene Ontology annotation, molecular function: aspartic-type endopeptidase activity.